This is a messenger RNA of Sphaeramia orbicularis (orbiculate cardinalfish), 2355 nucleotides long. Its product is annotated as extracellular calcium-sensing receptor-like. NCBI's taxonomy places the organism in Eukaryota, Metazoa, Chordata, Actinopteri, Kurtiformes, Apogonidae. Gene Ontology annotation, cellular component: plasma membrane. Gene Ontology annotation, molecular function: G protein-coupled receptor activity. Bases 16 to 2355 code for a protein of 779 amino acids. The record is from RefSeq and is a predicted model, not a curated record. The transcript has 5 exons. Gene Ontology annotation, biological process: G protein-coupled receptor signaling pathway.
CAGUAUGCAUACACUAUGAUGUUUGCCAUUGAGGAGAUCAAUAAUAGCUCAGAACUGCUACCAGAUGUAACACUAGGCUACAGGAUCUUUGAUGCCUGCCCCAGUGUCCCUCUAUCCAUCAGAGCUUCACUAAAUCUGAUGAAUAGGUAUGAGAGGGGGGAAGGUGACUGUGACAAGCUCUCUACCGUGCAUGCUGUCAUAGGGGAAACCACAUCCACCUCUACCAUAGGUAUUGCACGUACCAUGGGACCCUUCCAUAUACCUGUGAUUAGUCAUUCAGCCACUUGUGCAUGUCUUAGUAACAGAAGAGAUUACCCGUCUUUCUUCAGAACAAUACCUAGUGACAUUUACCAGAGUAAAGCAUUAGCAAAGCUGGUGAAACACUUUGGCUGGAAGUGGGUGGGUGCUAUAAGAACUAACAGUGAUUAUGGAAACGGUGGCAUGGCAACAUUCCAGGAAGCAGCUGAGAAGGAAGGCAUAUGUGUUGAAUACUCAGUGGCAAUUUACAGAACCGACCCCAGGAAGUGGUUCUUAGAGGUGGUAGAAAUCAUAAAAAAAUCCACCUCUAAGGUCAUUGUGGCAUUUGCUGAUGGCACAGAUCUUGAUAUUCUAAUCAAGGAACUUCACGCUCAAAACGUGACAGGCUUGCAGUGGUUGGGCAGCGAAGGGUGGAUCACUUAUCGUUAUAUUGCCUCUGCGGUAAAUUACGCUGUUGUCCAGGGGGCUGUGGGUUUUGCAGCGCUCAAUGCUCACAUCCCUGGACUGCAGCAGUUUCUGGCAAACAGCAGACCCUCGACAGAGCCUGGAGAUCAGGGACUGGUGGAACUGUGGGAGACGGUGUUCGGUUGCACCAUGACUCCCCAAGCAGACACUUCAGGUUCAGUCAGUGGAUGCACUGGGAAAGAGUCUUUGAGGGACACAAACUCACGCUUCACAGAUGUUUCAGAUGCCAGUCUGCUGAAUAAUAUUUAUAAGGCCACAUAUGCAAUAGCACAUGCACUGCAUAUGCUAUUUGUUUGUCAAGAUGGAAAGGGACCCUUUGAAAACAACACUUGUGCUCAAAGGGGAGACGUGAAACCGUGGCAGGUCUUGCAUUACCUCACUCAGGUGAAUUUUACCACAAAAAUAGGUGAAAAUGUGUUCUUUGAUGAACUGGGUGAUCCUGUCGCACGCUACGCACUUGUGAAUUGGCAGAUGGAUGAAACAGGUUACAUACUGUUUAAGACCAUUGGUUAUUAUGAUGCCUCCCAGCCUGAGGGGCAGCAGUUUGACAUGAAUGCGGGUGCAAAAGCAAUCUGGGCAGGUGAAAAUACAGAGGUUCCCAGGUCUGUUUGCAGUGAGAGCUGUCUGCCAGGGACCCGCAGGGCUUUCGUCAAGGGCAAACCUAUCUGCUGUUUCGAUUGCAUCACAUGUGCCGAUGGAGAGUUCAGCAACAGUACAAAUGCAGUAAAAUGUGACAAAUGUCCUCCUGAGUACAAGUCCAAUGAAAAACGGACUAACUGUGACUUAAAAGCAAUAGAGUUUCUCACCUACAAAGAGCUGAUGGGCAUAUUAUUGGUCACCUUUUCUGUCUUCGGGGCCUGCCUGGCAAUGACCAUAGCCCUGAUUUUCUUCCACUACAGACAAACUCCUAUUGUAAGAGCAAAUAACUCAGAGAUGAGUUUCCUGCUGCUCUUCUCUUUAACUCUGUGCUUCCUGUGUUCUCUGACUUUCAUUGGACGUCCAUCUGAAUGGUCCUGCAUGCUCCGUCACACAGCUUUCGGCAUCACCUUCGUCCUCUGCAUCUCUUGUGUUCUUGGUAAAACUAUAGUGGUGUUAAUGGCCUUCAGGGCUACACUUCCAGGCAGUAAUGUGAUGAAAUGGUUUGGGCCUGUUCAACAGAGACUCAGUGUUGUGGCUUUUACUCUCAUACAGGUUGUUAUUUGCAUACUCUGGCUCACAAUCAACCCUCCGUUCCCUUUUAAAAACAUGAAACACUAUAAAGAAAAGAUCAUCCUGGAGUGUGCCCUGGGAUCCCCUGUAGGGUUCUGGGCUGUGUUAGGAUACAUUGGCCUCUUAGCUCUGCUGUGUUUUAUAUUAGCUUUUCUGGCUCGAAAGCUGCCUGAUAAUUUUAAUGAAGCUAAAUUCAUCACCUUCAGUAUGCUCAUAUUCUGUGCAGUCUGGAUCACCUUCAUCCCAGCUUAUGUCAGCUCUCCUGGAAAGUUCACAGUAGCAGUGGAGAUAUUUGCUAUUCUGGCUUCAAGUUACGGAAUGCUGUUUUGUAUUUUUCUGCCUAAGUGCUACAUCAUUUUAUUAAAACCUGAGCAUAACACGAAGAAACAUUUGAUGGGCAAAGUAUCCCAUAAAGGCCUUUAA